AUGUGGUAUAAGGGCUUUGACCCCUGGAAAGCAUCGGUAUCUUCUACGUUAGUAUGGGUUCAUCUCCCAAAGUUACCAAUUGAAUUCUAUAAUGCGGAAGCAGUGAUGCAGAUUGCGGAGUUGAUUGGAAAACCUGUUCGUGUAGAUCGGGCUUCCGAGCUGGGGUCAAGGGCAAAAUUUGCUAGAGUAUGUGUAGAAGUUGAUCUAACCAAGCCCAUGUCGGGACAAUAUACUGUGGAAAGAAGGAAAUAUCUCAUUGGUUACGAGGGGUUACAAAAUAUUUGCAGGCAAUGUGGAAAAUAUGGAAAACCCACACACCUUUGUGACUGUUCAGUAGUCUUCCCAAUGGGAGAGGAAGAGGAAAUAUCGGAGGCACCAGAGACACAGGAGGAAGACCCGGGUAAUGGUAAUGAUUAUGGUGACUGGAUGAUGGUGGAAAAGAAGUAUCGGCGUCCGGUGAAGAAGGGGGCUGUAGCGGGGCAGGAGAGAGGACGGGGGAGGAAUGAGGAUGGAAUCAAGAGAACUACAAAUCGGUUCCAAACGUUAAACGAUGAAGAGGUGGUUGUUGAGGAAGGAGAGAAGGAGUCGAUAGGAGUAAAGGGGAAGCAAGAUGGAGGAAGUGUGGAGGGACAAGGGAGGAGUGAGCAAGAAGGAUCAGGAAGAACACCCUCAAAAGGAGCUGAGAAGGGGGUAGGAAACCAGAAUAAGAAGGAUAAAAAGGAGGAAGGGAAAGGGCAACAAAGGGACAUCAAUAUGGAAAUGCAUGGGGAGAGUGUGUACGUGAAUUCGAGGUUAGAGAAUGAUAAUGCGUCAAAAUAA
Linum tenue is the source of this 819-nucleotide messenger RNA. The record is from the annotation of a GenBank genome assembly. Lineage: Eukaryota; Viridiplantae; Streptophyta; Magnoliopsida; Malpighiales; Linaceae.